AUGGCCGAGGCUCUUCCCGUCUCUUCGUCUGGUCCUCCAGCUCAGUCGUCUGUGUCUCAGCCUCCGUUCGCCUCUUCCUCGCCAGGUAUUCCCUCUUCACCUUCCAUUGUUCCAUCUAGUUUGUUCCGUGGGACUCGGGUCAAGUCUGUUGCCCACAAGAAAAAAUCCUCUCGUCUGUCCGCUCAGGCUUCUAGACGAGUUACUCGCGCCUCCAUUAAUCUUGGGUCUUCCUCUUCACCACCUCAGCCCACGUCUGACCCUGUACCUUCUCCUCCUCCUCGUAAUAAGUCUAAGGUGUCUAGUGGUCCUCCUUCAGGACCUCCGCAUUCCAAAUCAUCCUCGGCUGGUGGUGAGUCUGAUCCUAACUCUGCCUAUUUUUUUGUCAGUCGUUUUGCUGAAAAGAGGUUUAAAGAUUUUGUGUCAUUUCGUCGUUUGCAUGUUGAAACUUCUGUUGUGUUAGAAGAUUUCCCUAGGCUUCUUGCUCUUCUCGAGUCUCGUCAUUGGGUUAACACUGUCUCUGGUCUUGUCAUGCCUUCCCAGAAUCUGGUCCGGGAAUUUUAUUCUAAUAUUGAAAAAUCUUUGCUUGAUGCUCAGCAUCCAAAUCGGUUUACUAUAUUUUGUAGGGGUAAGCGUGUUUCUUUUGCUCCAUCCACUAUUAGGGCUUUACUGAAUAUACCUUUGGUUACUGAUGCUAUCUAUAAUGCUGAGUAUGCUCCUGAUUUAAACCAAGUGGGUCGUGAGUUGACAGGUCAAUCAGAUUUUUGCUGGAAUGAGGUUUCUAAUGAUUUUCCUACUCCAUCUUUAACUAGCUUCUAUCGUGUGUUGCUUAAGGUUGCUCUAACAAAUUGGAUUCCCAAUUCUCAUACUUCUACAGUCACUGCUGAUAUUGGGCGUUUUCUUUAUGCUGUGGGCACUGGUGUUACCAUAGAUUUGUCUGUGCUAAUCUUUGACAGGGUGUAUCAAGCUUUUCUGACCAAGAGUCGUCGGUUGUUUCUUCCUUUUCCCUGCUUGGUUCACAAGGUUACAUUGGCUGCUCAUCCUAAGUUUACCUCACAAGAUGUGUUCUUACCUCUUCCGGUUCUUGACAAGUCGUUUCAGCCUCUGUCCUCAAAGCCUGUUCCUCCUCCACAGCCUCUGAAAUAUCCUCUUUUGAAGGGUUUACCUCCUGCCUCUUGGAAAUACAAGUUGUUUGAACUGCUUUACUCUCAGCAAUCACAGUUAGACAGUCUUCAGAGUUCUUUGCUGCAAUCUCAACAGCGUUCCAAGGCUUUUGAACGACGGGUUUUGGCUCAAUUGGCUGGUCUUCGUCAGGUUGUUCAGACUUUUUCUCCUUCUGUUGUUCAGGGGGCUGGUUCAGUGCCUCAGUCUGCUCAUUCUCCGGCUAAUUCCCAGGGGGAGUUGUCUCCUACUGCAUCUGAUAAGGCUCCGGGUCCUGUCUAG
Molecule: messenger RNA, 1440 nt
Organism: Humulus lupulus (European hop)
Lineage: Eukaryota; Viridiplantae; Streptophyta; Magnoliopsida; Rosales; Cannabaceae
Exons: 1
Coding region: 1-1440 (479 amino acids)
Source: RefSeq, a predicted model, not a curated record